This is a messenger RNA of Venustampulla echinocandica, 972 nucleotides long. RefSeq lists its product as uncharacterized. The coding region runs from base 1 to 972 and encodes 323 amino acids. Lineage: Eukaryota; Fungi; Ascomycota; Leotiomycetes; Helotiales; Pleuroascaceae. The record is from RefSeq and is a predicted model, not a curated record. The transcript has 4 exons.
AUGGGCACUCCCCAGGGGGCCCUUAGAAUAACAGGCUUCACCAAAACGAGCUCCCUGAUCUACUUCCUCCUCACCACCGGCGUCUUCGCCGUCUUCUGUAUAUCUGAGUUGAGAUGGCUAAAUUAUGGCAAUCGAGAGGAGGGGGGUUGGUGGCUGGAAUGGAGAGGUGCGCGGACGGUGGGUGAGGCAUAUUGGUUUCGAGAACCGACCAUGAAGUUGGGGAUUCAGUUGCAUUUAUGGAGCGUUAUUCCUGCCGGAAUCUUAUUGCCUCUACAAUUCCUCCCAAUUAUGCGAAGGAAGUACAUGUAUCUACACAAGAUUUCAGGGAAAUUCCUUUUCGUAGCGUUAAUGAUGGGCAAUAUCACUGCGAUUAAGAUUGGGCCCCGUUCCUUCGGUGGCAGCUUCGACCUCCAAUGCUUCGUCUGGGCCUUAUCAACGGCAAUUACAGUGUCAAUCUACAAGGCCUGGAGCGGUAUCCGCAAUCUCCAUAUCGACCAGCAUCGCGUAUGGGUCAUUAGAUGCUGGGCAUAUGCUUGCUCUAUUCUCUCGCUGAGAAUAUGGAUGACGCCCCUCAUCCUGAGCAUACUGCGCUUCGCCCCAAAUAGAUACCAUUUCGUUAAAAGCUGUAGCGAAAUCGCCUUCCUUUACACCACCAGAGCACCGGAAGAAAUGGCAUUGAUGCUCACUCGCUUUCCUGCAUGCGCCAAUCUCACAGCUGGCGUGGAUACAAGUACGUAUGUUGCUGUGCUGGCGGGUAUGGAUGCGAGGUAUCCGGAGCAGAAGGCUGCAAUGUUCAAUCUAGUUUUUUGUUCGUCGGGUGUGCUGGGAUUCCUUUUGAAUGCUGCUUUGGCAGAAGUUUAUUUAAACUAUACUACAGAUGAAGAUGAGAGGCUGAAGAAGGUUUCGGUGGCUAGAAGGAAGGCUGCAGGGUUGGUACCAAAGGAGCCGAAAGCCAGCAGCAAUGGGACUUGA